AGGAAUUUGGCUUAAAACAAACAAUAUCUAUCCGGUAUUGUGGUAAUAAAGGGCGCGUUUGUGUAGUGCUGCUGUCUAUGUAGGGAGCUCGUGUGGUUUUGACACGCGCACAUUGAACAGUCGCAUCAGCUGCAGGAAGUAUCGACACAAACACGGGGAUGUUGCACAUCAUCUAACAUCACACUGCCUUCAGAGAGGACGAAGGGGUGCAGAUAUGUUUCAGUGUUUCUUUCAGAUACACAUGGUUUUCUGAACUGGGAUCAGAGCCCGACGACUCACCAUGGAGAUAGCUGUAGCCAAAAUACUGUGCCUGUUGGGGAUCUUUGCCCUUAUGUUAGGUGGGAUCCUCAUCCCCGUGAGGAUGAUGCAGACAGAGUUUGAUAAAGUUACAAGGUACAGAAGAGUGGUUGCAUUCAGCAAUUCAUUUGGAGGAGGUGUAUUCCUGGCCACCUGCUUUAAUGCUCUUUUACCAGCAGUAAGAGAUAAGGUAGAGGAAGUCUUAAAAUCGCUAAAAGUCACCACCGACUACCCGCUGGCAGAGACGAUGAUGAUGCUUGGCUUUUUCCUCACAGUGUUUGUUGAACAAGCCGUGCUUACUUUCCGCAAGGAGAAGCCAUCGUUCAUCGACAUGGAGACGUUUAACGCUGGGGGCUCGGAGGCGGGGAGCGACUCAGAGUAUGAUACUCCAUUCAUUGCCACCCCUCGGGCUUCGGCCGGAGCCCACCACCAUCAUUCUCAUCAACACGGACACUUCAGCCCCUCAGAGCUGACGCGUGCCGGACCGUUAAGAUUAGCCAGCCUGGUGCUGGCGCUUUCUGCUCACUCGGUCUUUGAGGGGCUCGCGCUGGGCCUCCAGGAAGAUGGCGCUAAGCUCGGAAGCCUCUUCAUUGGAGUGGCCAUCCAUGAGACUUUGGCUGCCGUGGCUCUGGGGGUUAGCGUAGCAAAGGCAGGAGUGCCCUUAAGGGAUGCCGUUAAGCUGGGCCUGACAGUGAGUCUUAUGAUCCCUCUGGGCAUCGGGAUCGGGAUGGCCAUUGACACGGCCCAGAACUUGGCAGGUAGUAUCGUCUCUGUAGUGCUGCAGGGAAUGGCAGCCGGUACUUUCCUUUUCAUUACGUUUUUUGAGAUUCUUUCUCGAGAGCUGGAGGAUAAACAUGACAGGCUGCUGAAGGUCCUGUUUCUGGUUGUGGGUUAUGGUGUGCUAGCUGGGCUUGUCUUUAUCAAAUGGUGAAUGGACUUUGAAAGUCUUUUUUAUUAUUUAUUUCCAAACUUUAUCUCUCUCUCUCUGUCUCACACUGGGAAUUUAUAUUGUUUUAUCAGAUCCAAAAUGUCUUCUGGUAAAGAUUAACAUUUAUUUUGGAUAACAGAAUGAAUCCAUAUUAUGAUUUAAAGGGACAUUCCUUUUUUUUAAAUAUGCUCCUUUACCAGCUCCCCUUGAGUUAAACAUUUGAUUUUUACUGUUUUGUAAUCAAUUCAGCUGAUCUCCGGGUCUGGCGCUACCACUUUUAGCAUAGCUUA
Messenger RNA from Paramisgurnus dabryanus, 1515 nucleotides. Its product is annotated as zinc transporter ZIP3-like. The record is from RefSeq and is a predicted model, not a curated record. Gene Ontology annotation, biological process: zinc ion transmembrane transport. Lineage: Eukaryota; Metazoa; Chordata; Actinopteri; Cypriniformes; Cobitidae. Gene Ontology annotation, cellular component: plasma membrane. Gene Ontology annotation, molecular function: zinc ion transmembrane transporter activity.